Xyrauchen texanus (razorback sucker) is the source of this 3527-nucleotide messenger RNA. Its product is annotated as choline dehydrogenase, mitochondrial-like. The record is from RefSeq and is a predicted model, not a curated record. Gene Ontology annotation, molecular function: choline dehydrogenase activity; flavin adenine dinucleotide binding. The transcript has 7 exons. NCBI's taxonomy places the organism in Eukaryota, Metazoa, Chordata, Actinopteri, Cypriniformes, Catostomidae. Gene Ontology annotation, cellular component: mitochondrial inner membrane. Bases 56 to 1873 code for a protein of 605 amino acids.
GUAGAUGAGCACUGGUGCAGCGCUUUGAAAGUCUUCCGCUGAGAGCUCUGUCAGUAUGCAGUGUUUGUCUGUGUCUAUGAGGCUUGCUUUAGGCCUCUUCAGGUAUGUCAGUGUACCACACUUAUCACGCUCAUCUGUAUUACGGCAGCAAAACUACGCCUUUCAUCCCAGGUACAGCAGUACGACAGUAAAUCAGAUCACAACGUCCUACGGCUACGUGAUAAUUGGGGCGGGAUCCGCAGGCUGCGUGCUGGCCAACCGCCUAACGGAGAAUGCGUCUGAUUCAGUGCUCCUGCUGGAGGCGGGUCCUAAAGACAUGCAACUUGGCAGCACCCGGCUGUCCUGGAAGAUUCACAUGCCCGCCGCACUGACAUAUAACCUCUGUGAUGACAAGUAUAAUUGGUUUUACCACACAUUACCUCAGGCAGGCAUGGAUGAGCGGGUGAUGUACUGGCCUCGUGGGCGAGUUUGGGGUGGCUCGUCGUCACUCAACGCCAUGGUGUACAUCCGCGGGCAUGCAGAGGAUUAUAACCGCUGGCAGAGGGAGGGCGCAGAGGGUUGGGACUAUGAUCACUGUCUCCCGUACUUCCGGAAAGCCCAGACGCACGAGCUGGGAGCGGACCUAUAUCGAGGGGGCGACGGACCGUUGCACGUCUCGCGAGGAAAGACCGAUCACCCUCUGCAUCAUGCGUUUAUCAAAGCGGGUCAGCAGGCGGGUUACCCCUUCACUAAUGAUAUGAACGGAUUCCAGCAAGAAGGAUUCGGAUGGAUGGAUAUGACCAUCUACAAAGGUAAACGAUGGAGCACAGCGAGUGCUUACCUUCGCCCUGCCCUGUCCAGACCCAACCUGACAGCAGAGGUCGGUUGCAUGGUGACCCGUAUCCUUUUUGAUGGGAAGCGAGCUCGAGGGGUCGAAUUCCAGCAUAAUGGACAGAUGAAAAAGGUGUUUGCUGAUAAGGAGGUGAUUCUCAGUGGAGGAGCCAUUAACUCUCCUCAGCUCCUCCUGCUGUCUGGAGUGGGUAAUGCAGAUGAGCUUCACAAGAUGGAUAUUCCUGUGACUCAACACAUCCCAGGUGUGGGCAGAAAUCUUCAGGAUCAUUUGGAGUUGUAUGUUCAGCAUCAGUGCACUCAACCCAUCACACUGUAUAAAGCACAGAAGCCUUUUCUCAUGCUAAAGAUCGGUCUGGAGUGGCUCCUGAAAUACACAGGUUAUGGUGCUACAGCUCAUUUGGAGAGCGGUGGUUUCAUUCGCAGUUGUCCUGGGGUUUCUCAUCCUGAUAUUCAGUUCCACUUCCUGCCCUCUCAGGUCAUCGAUCACGGACGUGUUAAAUCCAAGAUCGAAGCUUUUCAGGUGCACGUUGGACCCAUUAGGAGCACGAGUGUCGGUUGGAUCAAACUCAAGAGUAAAGAACCGCAUGCCCACCCCAUCAUCCAACCCAACUACCUCUCCACGGACACUGACGUUUUGGAGUUCAGAGAAAGUGUGAAGCUCACACGAGAAAUCUUCGCUCAAAAAGCCUUCGACCCGUUCCGUGGCCCCGAGGUGCUGCCCGGCCCUGCUGUCCAAUCAGAUGCAGAGAUUGACGCAUUUGUUCGGCAAAAGGCGGACAGCGCAUACCACCCCUCCUGCACAUGUAAGAUGGGCAGAGCAUCUGACGUCAUGGCGGUGGUGGAUUCCGAGCUGCGCGUGUACGGUUUGGAGGGGCUGAGGGUGGUGGACGCGUCUGUCAUGCCCAGCGUUGUGAGUGGCAACUUGAACGCCCCCACGAUAAUGAUCGCGGAGAAAGCAGCAGAUGCCAUUAAAGGGCUUCCCUCACUCCACGACACGCAAGUGCCUGUUUACCAGCCUGCCAGUCUACACACACAGAGAUAACAAUGACAUUUUGCCUGGACCAGAUUUGAUCAUACAUUUAAAGGGAUUGUUCAACCAAAAAUGUUUAAUCACCCUCAUGUUGUUUCAAACCUACAUGACUUUCUUAAUUUUGUCGAACACGACCACAUCUGUAAAGCACAAAAACACAUAAGAAGCAUAAUAUAAGUAGUCCAUAUGACUUGUGCGCUAUAUAUUCCAAGUCUUCUGAAGUCAUUCGACACAAAUUGAAGUGGAUAUUCACUUCUGUUGAAGCUCUCAAAUCUAAUUUCUAAAUUACGAGUAAAUGCUAGUUACGAAACACAUGAGAUUUAUUUAAGAAUCAAUUAUUAAUAUUAUAUUAAUCCACAGUGCGAUACAGAUACCGUCUCAGAUUACACAAACCUUCUCGCAACAGACACAGAGCAUGCAAGUUCAUUGUCUUACAGUGACACCUAGUGGCCUGGAAGCUGCAUCAUUCAAAAUCAAUAGUUUUCAGUUACAGGUGCCAAUAAACCAGGAUUCAUAUAAUCAUUGAAUGAAAGUGUCCUAUAACAGGGCAGUUACUGAGAUAAAGCCAAUGGUAUUCAGCUUUUCAUAUGAUUUUAACAUGUAGAAUAAAAGAGCUUUUAUAAGGUUACUGAUAUGAUUCAACUCUUCAUCUCACAUGAGGGGUCAUGAUUUCAUACAUAUGUUUCAAUAUUACUAUUCAUUUCUUUUAAAUCAAGAAAAAAGUGACUGAGUUCACCUUUAAAUUAAGAAAGUUAAAGCUUUCGCAUUCACCACCUGUGACACUAAAUAGGAUUAGUGGGUUUAAGUAGUUUGUAUAAUGGUACGUGUGUGUAUGGUCAAAAAGCCAGUUUUCUUGCCUUGUAUUAAUCAAAUAUCUACACAACUUUAAAGUGUCAUACACAAUGCUGGAGUCCUGUAAACAGCCAGUACAGAGUGUCUUCAAUUCUGAUGUGCACUACAAUAAUCCAUUUAGUUAUAAAAAGGAUAACGAUUACUAUCAGGAGCACAACGUGAUGUGAUGUAAUCUGUAAGUGCCUUGAUUUGAGUUGUAACAGUGAUGAAUGUACAGUCAUGUGAUCAGGGAACCUAUCAUACCAUCAUACAUACUUUGUAAUGAUAAAUGCAGUUUACUUUUAUUUAAUUUCUUAAAUGAAAGUUACUCAAUCACACAGUGGUUGAGUAUUGAUCAAUACUCCCACCCAAAUUAGACCCUGGCCCACCCAGAAUAUUAGUUUUUUUUUUACUUCAAAUACAUAUUUUUAAAAUUGUGUAAAAAUGCAUAAAUUCUGAUUUCUGGACCAUCCAUUUUUAUUGAGGCCCACCUAAAAGAAAUUUCCUGGCUACGCCUUGAUUGACAGCUAAGAUUUAUUGCAUAUAUUUUACCAUUAAGAACACCUUUGCAAUUAUGGAUGAUAAUCAUUGAUAAUUAUGAAAGAAACAUUUCAUUGGCUGACUAACAAUAGGACAAUUUAUGACAAAGUAUCUAUCUAUGCAAAUCACUGUUUAUUGUUUACAGUGAGAGAGAGAUUUUUUGCUUUUUCUUUAACAUUUCAAGAUUUUUAUGCUGGUACAAUGGUUUUUUUAUUUACUUUUAUUAAAUUGGAUUUAAUGAAUUGUAAUAAUGAGAAAAUGAGUAAUGUACAAAAUGCACAUAAAAACACUUUGA